AUGGAAACCAGUUUGCACCAAUCCUUCUCAAACCUCUUAGCCUGGUCAGAAACUAGCCCUACAAGCACUUGCUCAACUGCUUAUGGCAUAAAAGAAGUGCUGAAAAUGAUUUAUGAAGAUCGAAUUCAUAUAAUAAGCCCUGAAAUCUCAAAUGGAUAUUCUCCCGCCAUUGAAGAUGAAACAUCAGGUGUCUUAUUUUACAUCUCAGCUAUAAAUCAAUCACUUGAGAGUGAUGGAUACACGCUUAAAAAACCGCUUGUUGCAUUUUGGGAAUCAAAAAUUCCCAGCCAAGUUUCAGAAUCUUCUAAAGCAAUGCAGCUAGAAAAUUCACUAUGGCAGAUGAUGGUGAUUCUUCCAAAAAAUCACACAUCUAUUAAUGGAAAUUCUCUUGAAAGAACCGCAGAAGCAGCAUUUUUAAUAGACUCGUUCGGGUUAGAUUUGCAAAUGCCGAAACUUAUUAAAUAUUUGAUACAAAAUGAAAUUGAAAUUAGGAUUCCUAGAGAGAAUAGCCCUGCCUUGAAAUUCGGUGGUCUCUUUCCAGGUGUAAUAUACAUUAAAAUGGCGACACGUGUCAACCUGCACUCUAGGCGCAGCAGUCCAGACCUUAUGGCUACGGCGAACUCCCUCCGAGCUGGCAAUCAAGUGCAGGCUCAAGAGGUGUGUAUCCAGGUAGGUUUUGACUGUUUUCCUGUGGUUGGAAAUUGAGGUGCUCAACAGGGUUCUUUGGAUCUGAGGACCUAUUGGCAUUCCUCUACCGAGAAAGCGGGCUUUAAGCACAGGUCACCUGCAACAGUCUUUUCCCUGUAGUUGCGAAGGAAGGCACUUUGACAUCUCCAGGGAUCCCCGGAAUCAAGCUGCUCCAAUCAUCCGUAGCAGCAUAUAUCCAUAAGCCGCUCACUCAAAAUUGAAGCUGUAAGGAGGAGACAGAAGGUACCGAAAUGGCACUCGCUACAGGGAUAGACUCUCUGGGCUUGAGUCGAAAAGUGGUAGAAUCUCCCAUACGGGAUGUCUUUGGUGACUGCGCCACCAAUAUGGCUAGCGCCUACUUUUAAUAAUAAUUCUCUUUCCUGGCGUAAAUAUUGAAGAAAAAAGCCUUAAGCUUCAUGAGCAUCCUCAUGAAAGCGGACUGUGGUGUGUUUUCAAUGCAGUUAUGUUGAUUUCAAGCGGAAACAAUGAUUUUUUAGAGCCCUUUAGUAUGUAUGACCCAUGCUUUAGUUUAAAGCUGAGAGCUAUUCUAAACACAUAUAAUAUCAAAUUAGACAUGAGUCCAAAAAGCCCUCUUCCUGAGUCGAAUUAUGACUCAAACGAGAUUGAAAUUAUUAAUAUAGAAAUCCGCUCUGCAUUGAUUUCUGAAAUCUCAGGCUGGGGAAUGCUUGAAAAAGAAAUGAAAUUCGUCCAAAAACAUUUAAAAAUCCAUCAACUUUGCACUGUUUGAGAGUAUCAGCAAUCAAACUUAUGAGGAGAAGCCAAAAAAUUUAUUAAAAAAAUUAAUAUUCAGCUGAGCAAUAAAGGCUCUUCUUCAUGAAGUCUUAAACUUAAUUACAAAUCAAGCACACCAAAUCGUCCACCAAAAAUUCAAAGUAUAACACCUCCAACAAAUCAAACAAUCAUGACGGCUAGACUUGAUAGCAAUUUGUCAAUUAAUAAUGGAAAAUUUACAAGGGCAGUUAAGAAUAAAAGCUUUAUUGAUAAAUCAUUACUCAUAAAAGAAAUUUUAACUAAUGGCGCCCUCAAUACACUCAUAGUGCGUCCCCAAAAAUUGGGGAAAACCCUUAACAUGAACAUGCUAAAAUCUUUUUUCCACCCAAAAUAUGAUGCUUAUGGGAAUUUUAAAAAAUUGUAUUUGUUCACCGGCGGCAAAGAUAACAUUGAUGUCAACAACUUGGACAAAACAAAAUGUUUGAAUAUAAUAACUGAAGAUAAUGGUUAUUAUUACAAAAAUUUUGCAGGGAAAAUUCCGAUUAUUUUUCUAACUCCCCACCUCCGUGAGCGAACAAAAAAAUCUUGUUCUCUCUUUAUAUAUAAAUUUUAUAAGAAAAAUUUUUAAUUCGAAAUUUAAAAAAAUCCCACUUCCCAAAAAUUUGAGUUUAAAAGUUUUAAAACAAUUCGACAAAAAAUAAUUUUCUAAUAUUUUUGUUCGCUAACGGAGGUGGGAAGUAAAUUUUUCCAUAAUAUUUGAAAGAAUUGACAAUGAGUCUGCAGAGAAUUAUUUACACAAUGCACUUUCAGAAGUAAUUAAAAAUGCAUACUUGGAAUACUAUCCAGAGUAUUUGGAAUCCUUGGAAAAAAUUAUAAAAGAAUAUGUUUCAGUAAAUCCAAAUGUUUUGAUAAAUAUUAAAGAUAAAGAUAUAUCAGAACUAGAAAUGAUUAUCGACACAUAUAAACUAACUUUGCCAUCACACGUUAAAUUGUUUAGAAAAUACAAAGAUGAUAGCUCAUCAAUAAUGGAACCUACGGCUGUGCCUAAUCUUGCUAAGUUUGCUCAUAAAUUUUACAAAAAGCAGGUAAUUAUUAUUAUGGAUGAUUAUGAUACCCCACUUAUUCAAGUAAUAAAUACUCCUUAUGAAAAGGCUGCUUUAAGAAUAAUAGGUAAGUUUAUGGACCCAAUAUGCAUAGAAGCCCUUGAUUGCAUUUUUAAAGUGAUAAUGGUAGGGAAUAUACCUAUUAAAGGAAAAGGACUUCCAUGACUAAGAUAUGUUAAUAUAUAUACAGUUCAAGAUAUAGAAUAUUCCCGAUUUUUUGGCUUCACAGAAUCAGAGGUAAAUACUCUAAUCGAGAAAAACUUGCAGAGUAAUUCAGAGAAGGACGUGCUAGAGCAAAAAGGAUUAAUUAAGCUGUGAUACAACGGGUAUAACCUUUGUGGAGAAAAAAUUUACAAUCCUCACUCUAUAAUAAACUGCAUAAAUAAAGGAAAAACUCAAAAUAGCAAUCCUCUCCAGCCUUAUUGAAUCUUUGCUUAUGACCUUAAUCCACUAGUUCCAGCAUUUAAUGCCCUACAAUCUUAUGAUGAAUUGUUUGAAAUAAUGAGAACUGGCUAUCUUGAAUUGCCAAGAGAAAUUGACAGAUACAUAAACUUGUCAUUAGAUUUCAACAGCACACAAAAUUUUUUUACUCUAUUGUUACAUGCUGGCUAUUUAACACCAUAUAGCACAACUAAAAUGGAAGAGAAAAGCCUUGCGACCACUUGAAUAUAUGUAGUUCCUAAUAGAGAAAUAAAAAAGCAUUUUUACAACACGCUACUUUUAGAAUGAAUUAGUAGAAAAUUAGGCUCAGGAAAAGUCAAUAUUGAUAAGAUAGUUAAUGAGUUUGACACCAGCUUAGAUAAUAAAUUUGAGUUCCAAAAUCUUAUCCAAUCAAAGAUUCUUGAUGAAAUGGUGGAUAAAACUAGUAAAACAGAGGCAGACUUUCAAAUCUUACUAGGGGGCAUAGCGAUGCUGGCCUCAAUUAUGACAAUAAAUUCAAAUUACAUAUUACAUUCAGAAGCACCAAAUAAAUUUAGGAAGAAGGUUGAUGGGAUUUUCAUCCCUACCAAACACAAAAAAACUAGUGUUAUCAUUCAUGAGUAUAAGAAGAUUGAUACAGCUGAUACUAGUUAUGCCAAGGAAAAAGCGGAGGAUGCCCUUUGGCAGAUCUAUGCAAAGCAAUACAUGAAGAUUGCUUUUGAUUUGCGUGAUAGUGAUAGGCAUUAUAGAUAUUUUGACAAAAUGAUAGUCCGUGGUAUUAUUUUUUUCAAAGCUCAAUACGGUGAGAAUUGAAAUAUGCUGAUUAAAGAGCACUCGUUCGACUUCAAUAAUGCUUUAAAAAUAAAUGAAGUUUUUACUUCAGAUGAAGGGGGAAUAUUGGCUGGAUCAGCCGUGUUGUGUGGAGAAAGUGGGUCGCAAAGUGAUAAGCUUGAAGCAAGGAGGUCUCUCGGUGGAGAAAGAAUUAGCAAUCUGAUUAAAAAUAUUACUGGCGACAGUGAAGAAGAAACCCUAAUAAUGAAACGCAAACUUGACCCUGAUAAAAUUAAACCAAAUAAAAAGCCAAAACUUCGGGAUAAUUAA
Messenger RNA from Blepharisma stoltei, 4043 nucleotides. NCBI's taxonomy places the organism in Eukaryota, Ciliophora, Heterotrichea, Heterotrichida, Blepharismidae. The record is from the annotation of a GenBank genome assembly.